GGUUGGCGUAGAAUGUAAAGAAGUUUUAGUCAGAGAGGGUACAAGACUGGGACCAGUCACUCGAAGGCAAGUUGCAACGAAUGUUCAGCGCAGUGAUCACCGAUUUGCAAAGGUAUCAAGACGAGGAGAGCGACUGAGCGCCGCUUCGUUUGCUUCAGUCUCCUGGCCUUAGUAAGAGUACCAUACCGAGAACUCUUCACUUCCAUAAACAGAAUUACAGACUAUCUGCACGCAGUCUUCUCCAGAACGAUUGCCUUCCACCUCCUGGUUAACGUGCGGGUUCCGGUCGUUUUUUUUUUAUCGACCUAGACACUGUUUGUUUCCGGUCGUUUAUCUUACAAGUUUUUUCGUUAAAUCGCGGUGACGAGAUUGCAACGGUGUCGGCGAUUCCCGAAGGAGUCCAUCUCACUUUGGAUCAGCUGAAGAAAAUUGGCUAAAUUCGGGCAUUUGAGUGCGAUGACAUCCGAUUGAUGAGCGCCAUGGCUUCGAGAUACGCUGUCUUGAUCGCAUUCCUCGUUUGCGUUGCUCAAACCUUGGCUCAAAUUUACACCGGAAAUUCGCCAGUGGCUGCGACGCAAGUACCAGCAGCAUCACCAAAAAAUGAAUUGCUCACGCAGACUGUUUACGGAUUUCUCGACUUCACGACGACCAUUGGAAACACAGUGAUGGUUUUCAGUCCCAACAGUGCUCCUCCUGAGGGAAACAAGCCAGAGAAAACUGUCGUCAAGUCGCAAGCGCAACCGAUUCAAACAAAGCCGGCGGAAAGUUCGAAAAAAGUACCCGACAUCCAGCCCAGCAAAACUCACAAGAGCGAAUCGCGUGAAGAGACGAAAAAACAAGAGGUUAAGGAAACCAAGAUCGUCGUAAACUCGGUUAUCAAACAGAAGGUCGUGAAGAAUUCCGAAGACAACCUGGUGCCGGCGAAACGUGAGAGUGUGAAGACUCGGGUGGACGUUGUUACGAACAGCCCCGUAGUUUCGAGCGUUGUGGAAGUCCGGCCGGUCAACGAGGUGCCAAACGUUGUCAAGAACAAUUUAGCCGAGCCUGAGUACGACUUCCUGUCAAAACAACCGACCCAGAGCGUCGACGAAACUUACAAGCUUAUAAACUUGAGACCAUCUUCGAAACAUCAGGCGAAACCAAGGCCCACGGCUAGACGAUCCAAGGACAACCCAACCGGUUUGGUAACGAAACUGGGAGGCACCAUUGUCAAGGAUGGUUUGACCACCGUCCACGAGACCAACGUCAUAGGUACUUACAUCAAUGGAAAGUACGCCCAGGUACUACAGAGUUCAUCGCGCGUGUUGGGUGGCGUCCAGCAGCCGGAGGGUAAAAUCAGGCCCACCAAUUCCCACAGGAUUUUGAAAACCAUCGGACCUCAGCACGGCAAGCCGAGACCUCAACUCGAGCCGACCCCGACACUUCAGGACGACUCGCCGGGACUUUCGCCCGAAAGCAUCGUCAACGCUCAGUCAGGUACUAACAUAAGGACUUCUCGGCGUCAUUCGAGCAACAAUCAACACCGUCCCAAGUUCCGUAACAACAAGCUUCCCGAGGAUUCCGAGAGCGGUGAACAAAUUUCCACGCAGAGAUCGUCCGGGAAAAAUCGACAAGCGGCCGGAAGACCCGGUUACAGGAACAGAAGUCAAAUCACGACGACGACGACUAGCGAAGCACCAGUAACUCGACGUAGAAACGGUUUCAGGCCAAGUAAUCAGCCCAGUCCUCCAGCGAAGCAGAAUAGAGCGAGAAUCGAGUCGUCAUCCUCAUCAUCGUCGUCUUCGUCAUCGAACAAUUCACCAAAGGUAAAGUUCCCGAGGGCACCAGGCAGGUGGUCAUACAAGACGACCCCUAAACCACGAAUUGCGAUCCGCAAGCAGGUUGAAGAUGACAUCGAGAAGCCCUUGACGCCGGAAGCCAGUGUCCAGGUCCAAGAAGUCGUCGUUGACGAUAAAGAUAACAGACAGAUCCAGAUCAGCCAGAAAAAGAUACAGGAACAAGAAACAACUGUCGAGGACGAGCAGCCUGAGGCCAGAGAAUCCGAGGAUGACGGAGACGCCGUUCAGGAACCGCAAAUCCUUCCGCUUGAAACUAUCAAUGUCGAGAUAUCGACGCCGGCCGAUUUCAACGACGUUUACUUCGAAAUAGCCACCAUCAAAUCGCCGUAUACAUUCCAGGUUGGAACGCAGAGGAACACUCGGUACGUGACGGUGACUUCGACGGUGAAGAAGAGUUUCGCAACGGCGGAAGCAUCGCCGUCGGUAAACCCGUCGGAGCCACUAACGGAGAACAUUCUAGCCAACACUGGCGCGGCGUACGAAACGACUCUUCCCCUGGACUCGUCCGUGGCGACACUUCCGGCGAUAUCCCUCGACCCAGGUCAGGCGACGCCACCGUUGGAGACGAUAACCGAGACCUUCUCGACGACUCAAACGCUCCUCAAGACCCACCUUCUGCCGGUGGUGGCGGAUGGUAACACGACGAAGCUGACUCUGGUCCAGACCUACCACAUCGCCAGGGUGGUAACGGCCACGAAGACGCUGCCGCCGAUGGAGCUGUACCAGUUCAUACCGAGCAAAACUCUCAACGAGUUCAACUCCCGGCUUGACGAGGCUGGAAGCGAGCUUCACCUGGAGCUCGACUUCGGCGACGACGACAGGGACGACGAUGAUAUAUUAAAACGCGUCGCACCCCCGUCCGACUCUGACUCUGACUUGAACCCCUUCCGCCACGGGGAUUCAGCCGGGAAGACCAAGGCUGGUCAGGAGGCUCACCCAUCCCCGAUGGAGCCUCAACUCAGUCCGGAACAAGCCCAGCAGCUCGCUCUGCUCAAGUACUUCGGCCAGCCUCAGCCCCAGGUGAUAACAACCUCGCGGCCAGUCGUCGUCGUCGAGACCCUCUACGAGUCCCACGUUAUCCCGCUCGUCAGCAAGGGCAACACCAUAUUCUCGACCCUCUCGAGGCCCGUCGGUACCGUACCCAAGACCACCUACGAGUACGGCACGUCGACCAUCGCCCCGCUCCUGCCCCAGGUGCCCCAGGUACCCCAGGUACCCCAGGUGCCCCAGCAGCUCUUCCAGCAGCCCCAGCAACAGCAGCCCCAGUUCACCGUGACCACGGCUCCGAUAGUGACUCAGACCCUGGCGACCGUCUCCGACUCCAGGGUGCUCAGACUUACCUUCGGCGCGAAGACAGCCUUCACGACCUUGUUCUCAACGAGGGUCGUCCCCACCGCGGUCACGACCUACGUGACAUCGACAGUCCCUAUCCAGCCGACGGUACCAGCUUUUCCGGGUUAUUUCCCACCCGCGGUUGGAUAUCCGGGUUAUCCGUUCGUCGGUUAGACGAUUAGACGUUGCUUCACGUAUCGUGCGUACAGUUUAGAUCGAAUGUGUGUUUUUUUUCUGUAGGAUCAUUGCCGCGAGAUAUAUAUAUAUAUAAUCAUACGUGUACAUACACGUAUAACUACAUUCGGACCCGAAAGUUAUAAUUAGUGAUCAGGGAUUCUUCCGGUGCUGAGAGACGUGCAUCCAGCGUGGUGAGGAGUUUGCCUAACGCCGUUUCUUAAAUUACCGAUCGACAUCCGCAGUGUCGAUCGAAUCGUUGCGAUUGCUAUACUUUACAGUCUUGAAUAAGAUCUUCGAUCUUAACAACCGUCGUUUAUCUGACCUCGAUUUAUCGAGGCGAGGGAGCGGCCUGGACCGAAGGCGAUUAUUCUCAUCCGCCGUGCACGCAUGCAUGCGAUCCCGCGAACGUGAAUGUUUCAUUAGCAGUGUUAUUAGAGGCGAGGGAACCUAUGCGGAGUAGCCUCGAAAGGCGGAAACGGAGACGGCCGUGUCAUUAUUUGAUUUGAAUAAAUUCUAUUGUCAUUUUUUGACAGGACCAUGCGAGCCACAGCCUUAUGGUAUUUACAUCCGCGUACCGGCGUCCUGAUCAUUACUAUACACGUAGGUGUACAGGCAUAAUUAUUGUUCACUUUUCUUUUUUCAUUUCCGUUCUUUUCUUUUUUACACCUCACUCCAUCGCUGGUCUGCACUCACCUUUGCCACUUCAGUUCUUGCUCUCGUUUAUUCGGCGAGACCUCGAAGUGUAUCAGGCAAUGGCAUCGAUCAACCAGUAAAAAGAAAAUUAUUUCAUCCAUCGUUUCCCACCAUCGCUCCGUAGUUUCGUAACUUUUCUACACGUAUACGUAUGACUUGUAAAUAGAAAUAUGUAUGCAGACGACG
Molecule: messenger RNA, 4226 nt
Organism: Neodiprion virginianus
Lineage: Eukaryota; Metazoa; Arthropoda; Insecta; Hymenoptera; Diprionidae
Exons: 9
Coding region: 471-3344 (957 amino acids)
Source: RefSeq, a predicted model, not a curated record